This is a messenger RNA of Molossus molossus (Pallas's mastiff bat), 1754 nucleotides long. It is a transcript of the gene GSTM4, whose product is annotated as glutathione S-transferase mu 4. NCBI's taxonomy places the organism in Eukaryota, Metazoa, Chordata, Mammalia, Chiroptera, Molossidae. Gene Ontology annotation, biological process: glutathione metabolic process. Gene Ontology annotation, molecular function: glutathione transferase activity. The record is from RefSeq and is a predicted model, not a curated record. The transcript has 8 exons. The coding region runs from base 56 to 712 and encodes 218 amino acids.
GGACGAACUUUCAGCCCCGCGCUGCUCGAGUGCGCCGAAGCCGGGAAACGCUGACAUGGCCAUGACUUUGGGUUACUGGGACAUCCGAGGGCUGGCACACGCCAUCCGCCUGCUCCUGGAGUACACAGACUCCAGCUAUGAGGAGAAGAAGUACACGAUGGGGGACGCUCCCGACUUUGACAGAAGCCAGUGGCUGAGUGAAAAAUUCAAGCUGGGCCUGGACUUCCCUAAUCUGCCCUACUUAAUUGAUGGGGCUCACAGGCUCACCCAGAGCAACGCCAUCCUUCGAUACAUUGCUCGCAAGCACAACCUCUGUGGGGAGACGGAAGAAGAGAGGAUUCGCGUGGAUAUUUUGGAGAAUGAGGCUAUGGACACGUCAAAUCAGUUGGCCAUGGUCUGCUACAGCCCUGACUAUGAGAAAGUGAAGCCUGAGUUUUUGAAGGUGCUUCCUGAAAAGAUGAAGCUCUUCUCGCAGUUCCUGGGGAAGAGGUCUUGGUUUGCAGGGGACAAGCUCACCUAUGUGGAUUUCCUGGCUUAUGACAUCCUAGACCUGCACCGCAUAUUUGAGCCCAAGUGCCUGGAUGCGUUCCCGAACCUGAAAGACUUCAUCACCCGCAUAGAGGGCCUGAAGAAGAUCUCUGCCUACAUGAAGUCCAGCCGCUUCCUCCCAACCCCUAUUUACACGAAGAUUGCUGUGUGGGGCAACAAGUAGGGCCUGUAAGUCCAGUAGAUGGCAGCAAAGAAUACAUGGGGCCCUGGAGAAAGCUGGCCCUCCCUGGACUCAUGGAACCAGGUGUCUUACUCUUUUCUCCUAUUCUUUCCUUCACCCACACUCAGAUCCUAUUUGGUGCCCUUUUCUUUCCCAAUCCCAGUUCACCCAGGAUCUUAAAGCUCUCCAGCAUUCCUUUGCUCAGUGAAGUCUCCCCCUGACACUGUCCUUCCUGCACUAAAGCCAACAAGACCUACCUUCCCCACACUGAUUGCUCUGCUCUCAGGAGCCCGACUGGCAUGUGAAAAUGUGCUGAACAUCAUUAGAUAUUGAAGAACUUAUGAAUUCAGUUGGAUUCUAUUACAUACCCACAUAGGAAAAGAAAUAAAAGGAUGGACAACUGUUAAUUUAUGGAGUCACUGGAACUGUCAUUCAUUGCUGGUGGCACAACCACUUUGGAAUACCAGCAUAUCCAUGGAAUUAAAUGUACAUCAACCCUAUGCCCCUGGAAUUUCACUUCCUGUUAUAGUCCAACAGGGAUGAGUGCUAUGUCUUCCAGGGACAUGUACUAUAAUUUUCAAGGUUGCUUUAUUUGAAAUAGCCAAUAACUGGAACCAAUCCAAAUGUCUAUUAAUGGAGAAUGGACAGAUAAUCUUUGUUUAUUACUAUGAUUCCAUUAUUCAUAUGAUGGAAUACUACAGUGAAUAUACUGUAAUGAAAAUAAAUUCCCUACUGCUACAUGCAACAACAUGGAUGACUUUCACAGAUACAGUGUUGAUGAAAAGCAUGCAGAUACCAAUGUUGCAUUCAAAAUGAUCGGAGACUCGAAGAAAGCAUCAGCAGGCAAGAUGUAUUCAAGAUGAACGGAGGGCUACACUGGCAUGUAGCAUUGAUCUCAAGCUCACCAUGGCUUUUAUCACAAUGUUUAACAAUUACAUUUGCAGAGUAUGUGAGUAACUACAUUAGCACAAACAAUGCAUAACAAACAGAUUAUCUUUAGGUUAAUAUCUAACCUUUAUAUGUGCACAAAUAAUACUAGUCAAGC